AUGGUGCAGUGCGACCCCUACGCCAUCAAGGCCAUCGUCGAGGACUCGGCGGACAAGGCGACGUUCCGGCCCGUGCUCCAGGCGCUCGACGUGCGGAACAGCGCCAAGGAGGGCACCGCGGACCGCUACCGCGUGUUGGUGUCCGACACGGUCCACUUCCUGCGCUGCAUGGCCGUCGCGAAGCUCAACGCCCUCGUCACGGACGGCCACCUCGUCAAGGGCUGCCUCGUGCGGCUGCUCGACUACCGCGUGACCUGGAUCCAGAACCGCGCGGUCAUCAUCCUCCUCGAUCUGGAGGUGCUGAGCGGCGCGAUGGAGCGCGUGGGCUCGCCGCAGAACUACCCCGAGUCGCUCAACUCGAAGUCGAAAGCCGCGGCCCCGCCGCCGCCGCCGGCGCCCGCGCCGGCGCCCGCCGCGGAGAAGCGCGCGCCGAGCGGCGCCUACCACGACCUCGCGGAGGACGUGGUAUUGGGCAUCGCGCGCGCGAUGGGCGCGCUGCACCCGGGCCGCGAGGGCGCGCCGAGCCGGGGCGAGCCGCCCACCGACGUCGCCGGCGACGUCGCGGCCCUCGCGGCGGCGCUGGCGGCCGAGGCCGCGGACCCCGCGCGCGGCCUCGACGACGCGGCGUGCGCGACGUGGGCCGCGAACGUGCGAGACGCCGCGGCCGCGGCCGCGCUCGGCGCGCGGCAGCAGGUCGAGGCGCGGAAGCUGCUGAGCCGCGUCGUCGACCGCCACCUCGCCGGCGCCGCCGACGAGGAGAACCCGGACCAGAACGACGGGCCCCUGCCGCUGUCCGCGUUCGCGGCGCUCGACGCGCUCCGCCACUGCUGCGGCGGCGCCAAGGCCGGCGCGCUCGAGAAGCUCGCGCGGCUCGCGCGGCGCGUGCACCACCACGACUUCCUGCUGCGGCCGAGCGCGCUCGGCCUCCUGGCGUCGCUGGCCGUGCGCUGCGCGCCGCGCCACGGCGACGCGCUCGCGCUGAAGCGCGCGGGCGAGGACGCGCCGCCGGCGACGCAGAAUUUGUUCGACGAGCUCCGGCGGUGCGCCCAGUGCGUGCUGAGCCGCCUCCUGGCCUGGCCCGAGCGCAUGGCCAAGGGCGGCUGCGACCUGGGGCCCGACGCGCGGCCGCCGGCGCCGACGGCGGGCUCGUCGCCCGACGAGAUGGGCGGCGCGCUCGCGUUCUACGACGCCAUCGCCUGCGGCGAGGCCCUGCGGGCUUUGAAGCUGCUGGGGCGCCUGGGCGUCGUCGCGGCGACGAGCGACCAGGCGGACUCGCUGCCCCUGGUCGCUUUGCUGGGCAACCGGAACGGCGAGCCGAGGAAGCCGACCAAGGCGGAGCGCAAGGCCGCGAACCGCGAGCGCGACCGCGUCGCCAAGGAGGCCAAGGACGAGCGCGACCGCCAGGCCGCCGCGGCGCGCGCCGCGCGCCAGGCCGCCGCGCCGCCCGCGCCGCCGCCGCCGCCGCGCGCGCCGGCCGCCGCGCCCAUCGCCCGGCCGCGCGCGCGCGCGCCGCCGCGCGCGCCGCCGCCGCCGCCGGCCGACGACGCGGGCGACGACGACGACGACGACCUGCUCCGGUCGGCCAUGGAGUUCUCCCUCGACGACAUGGCCGACGAGCCGCCGCCGGCCCCCGCGCCGCCGGCGCCGCGGCGGGGCGACCCGCGCGUCGCCGCGCUCCUCCGGCGCCGCGGCCUCGGCGCCUACGGACCCGCGCUCGCGGCGCACGAGGUCGACGUCGACGCGCUCCGUCUCAUGGCGCCGGGCGACUUCGCCGACGUCGGCGUGCCCCGCGACGCCGGCGAGGCCAUCCUGGACGCGCUCCGCGCGGACGACGCGGGCGGCGCUCCGUGGGCGAAGGGAUGGUACUAG
This is a messenger RNA of Aureococcus anophagefferens, 1869 nucleotides long. RefSeq lists its product as hypothetical. Bases 1 to 1869 code for a protein of 622 amino acids. Gene Ontology annotation, cellular component: nucleus. Gene Ontology annotation, biological process: DNA replication. Gene Ontology annotation, molecular function: DNA binding. The record is from RefSeq and is a predicted model, not a curated record. The transcript is spliced from 2 exons. Lineage: Eukaryota; Pelagophyceae; Pelagomonadales; Pelagomonadaceae.